AUGAGACCAUCGAAAAACUUGUUCCCUGCUCAAAAACGUCUUUAUCAUGACAUUUUCAAUGAUUAUGACAAUAAACUUGCACCAAUUAUAUACUCCGAAACAUAUAAACAAUCAUUCUUCUUUUCCGGUUAUAACAAAACAAUUCAUGGGUGGAUUUUUAAGAUUUUAAUCAAUCAAAUAAAAGUUAUCGAUUUGGACGAACCUCAAGAGUUAUUCACAACUUCUGUCGAUAUUUUAGUACAAUGGCUUGAUCCAAGACUUAUGUGGAAUAUUUCAGAAUAUGAAGGGAUUCAACUUAUGUACAUAAGACAAAGUAUGAUUUGGAGUCCGCCGAUAGGAGUAUUCUCAGCGUGAGUGAACGGAAAUAUUAUUCUAGGAUUCUCAAGAUAAAUUAACUUUUGAAGAAGUGAUUUGAAAGAUCUUCGCGAUCUCGACUUUCGAAUCGCCAAACUACAAUCUCGUGGAUUAUUAGAACAGUACACAACAAUGAGAUUAACAACGAACUGUGGAUUGAAUAUGGCCAAUUUCCCAUUUGAUAUUCAAAGCUGUGAAAUUCAUUUAGGAUUAUCGGGUGUUCAUUGGCGGCUGUAUAACAUUUCAAUGGUUUUGCCAGCCAUCGAUGAUGAAUUCUUUUGUGAUAUGGUAAGACUAGAAUUAACUACAUGAUAUAUGUUAUAACUUAUUUUGUUAAGAGUAAUUCAGCCUGGACUAUUGUUAAUGUUUCGAUUGGUACUUUAAGACUGAACCCUAUUCGUGAUAUAUUAUAUCGAAUUGGAGUUGUUCGAGUAAUUCUCAAACGAAAUGCAACAUUCUACAUGUAUAUGAUAAUAUUACCAACAUUCACAAUAAAUAUGAUAGCAAUUGGUGGAGUAUUUUUGAAGAAAUCGACUAAAAUGGAAAAAUUAACAAUUGGGUUCACACAUAUUAUGACAAUGACAUUUAUAUUAGGAUUGGUAUCAGAAAAAAUACCAAAAACUAGUGAAAUUCCGUUAUUGGGAAAAUAUAUUGUGUUCGGGUUAUGUUUGAUGAUGUUUGCGUUGGUUAUUUCAACAGCAUUUGAUAAAUUUUGCAACACAUUAGAGAAUAAUCGGUAAGUUCAAUCAUGAUCUUAUGUAAUCGUUGAUAUGUUCUCGUUAUUGCAGACGAUUUGGCGACCAAAAAAUUAUCAAAACAUUAUGCAUGUAUAUUCUUCAUUGUCUUAAUAUUCUUGCAAUUUCCUAUAUGAUUCAUCGAUUUGUUUUAUUCGAAAAUUCUUAUGGAACACACCGCAAUUGUGAUUUGAAUAACAACGAGAAAAAUCGUUCAGUAUAUUCCGAUAUGUCGACUGACUUAUACGAGACAUUCAAUUCAACAACCGGAUUUUGA
Messenger RNA from Caenorhabditis angaria, 1365 nucleotides. Lineage: Eukaryota; Metazoa; Nematoda; Chromadorea; Rhabditida; Rhabditidae. The record is from the annotation of a GenBank genome assembly.